Messenger RNA from Diabrotica virgifera virgifera (western corn rootworm), 4078 nucleotides. RefSeq names its product ATPase family AAA domain-containing protein 5 (gene elg1). The record is from RefSeq and is a predicted model, not a curated record. NCBI's taxonomy places the organism in Eukaryota, Metazoa, Arthropoda, Insecta, Coleoptera, Chrysomelidae. The transcript is spliced from 8 exons. Gene Ontology annotation, molecular function: DNA clamp unloader activity; ATP binding; ATP hydrolysis activity. The coding region runs from base 95 to 3976 and encodes 1293 amino acids. Gene Ontology annotation, cellular component: nucleus.
AACCUAACACUUUUAUAAAUGUCAAUAUUAUCAAAUUUUUGGCGGUAGAAUGGAAACAAUUACGCGAUGUAAUAAAUAAUAUAAAAUUCAAAUUAUGAAAGACAUCAAAGAUUAUUUUUCAAGCCCACCAAAGAAAAAAGACGUUAACUCUGAAGACUCAGUGGUACCAGUUAUAGAAGUAGAGCCAGAGUCUGACAAAAAUGGUGAUACAAGUAGAAAGAAACGUAGGAAAAAAAAGAAACGUAAAGUCUCCGAUCCAGCAGUUCGAGACGUAACGGAGUUAUUGUCGGAAAAUCUAAAGUUUUCUCCGAAUAAUAGUGGACACACGAAAAGGGCCUCCGGAAAUGGGAGCUUUAUAAAAGCCUUAGUCCAAGAAACUUCAAACAGCUCAGAUUCUCCCACGAAGAUGAAAGAAAAUAAGCCAGAUAAUUGUAGAAAUGGGUUAAUAAAAGAGAGUAAAUUGAAGAAUAUUAGUAAUAAACCUACUUCAGCUGUAAAAUUGAAUUUAGAAGGAAAUAAUAAUGAGAAGAAAACUUUAGAAGUAGAUGUACAAGAAACAUCUGAUGACCUAAAUAGUGCACAAAAGAGCAAUAAAGUUAACGCUUUUCAAUUCUUGAUGGAUAGAAGGAACAAAAGUAUAGGACUGAACUCACCAGGCAAAGAACUGGAUAAAGAUUUUUCAGUAGAAGAGCAAGAAAACAAAGAAAAAUUAGCUGCACGAAGAGAUUUGUUUAUGAAUUGGUCAGAACAAAAAGGUAGCGCAAAAAGAAAGAGACUAGAAGAAGAAAAAGAUGAAAUAAUUGAUAAAAAGUUGAGAGUCAGAGCAAAGAGGUUAAAGAAACUUUUGAAAGUUGAGGGUGAGGAAUUUGAGAAAAGCGAAAAAGUCCCUAGGAGGAAAAGAGUAGCUAAAAUAGAAAGCAGUAGUGAAGAUUCUGAUUUUGAAGUAGUGAAGGUCAAACAAGAUAUAACUGAAGAUCAAUCUUCAAAAAAAGAAAAAAAUCGUAUUAAUAAAGAAGUGAAAGAGGAUAAAAAAGUGGAGAUAAAGAAAAAAAGAGGAAGGCCUAGGAAAAAUGAAGAUAAAAAUUUACCAAAAGAAGCCAAUGAUGAAAUAAAUAAAACAAAAAAGCAUAUUAAAGAUUGUAAAGUAGAUGAUAAGAGUAUAGAGAAAAGUCCUAAGGAUAAUUAUACAAAAGAAGACAAUAAAGACAACCAAAAAGAAAAAAAUACAGCAAAUUUAAAAGUUGAAAUAAACAAUAAGCUUAAAAAAGCUGUUAAAACUAAAGCUGGUAGCAUGUUAGCAUUUAUAACUACUGAUAAAGUCAGAGAUGUUGAUGUAGAGGCUGAAAUUAUUAAUGAAACUGUUGAAAAUAAAACAAAUCUAGAGGAAAAUAUUACUAGAAAAAAAAGAAAAUAUAUGAAAAAAUCAAAAAGGAAAAAGAGUAAAUCUAAUUCAAAAGUUAUUGCUUUGGAUGAUUCAAGUAGGGACACAGUUAUUUUUACAAAGGUAUCAAAAGAGACAGAUCAUUUGGAGGUAGAAUCAAGUACCGGUGGUAUAGUCACGUGUACAAGGCGAUCAAGUAGACUGAAAAUACAGGAAGACAAAAAUGAAAACGAAAAGUCAACUAGAAAUAGCAAAGUGAUGGAUUAUGCUGAAAAUUCUACUUCUGAAGAAUCAGACACAGUUGAAAUUUUGGCUCUGAGUGCUGACGAGAAGAAACAAAACGUGCCGAAGAAGAAUGUAAAACUCGCUCCCAUAUUCUGCAAAGCUAUACCCAAGCCUAAGGAAGAUCCGGCAGUUGUUGAAGCUAGGAAGCAAUUUUUGUUGAGUGGAUUACCAUCCGAGCUGAAAAAAACAAUCGAAAAACAAAAUAGCAUCAUUGAGCAACAGAACACCUUCCCAAUAACCCAGCAUAUUCAACAAAGAUGUGACAGUGCUUUUUGGGCUUUGCCUCAUUCUGAAUUGCAGUUAGUCGAAGUGUCACCUUUAGCAGUAGACUACAACAUCAGAUGUGAGCAACUGACAAAGAGCAACAUCAUAAGAAGUAUAAAUAUCGACACUGAAAUGAAAAAAGUAGAUAAGUUGAAGGUGUUGCUCAAUAAAAUCAAGGCGGAAAAUCCCAACUAUCCAGUAUACAAGUCGUUUAGACAGAUUCAUGAGAAAAGUGGACGGAAACUGGAUAUAACAGAAGACGACACCAAAACUCACGAAAGAAAGCGAAAACGGAACAAAAAGAAGAAAGAAAAAGAAGUAAAUCAAACUGUAGAAGUUUUGGAUCAGAAAACUGACACAGAGUCUGUUGAGUAUAGCAUGUGGACCGAAAAAUACAAGCCUAAGUGUUCCAAUGACAUCAUUGGAAAUGCGCUGGCAGUCAAAAGCUUGAAAAUAUGGCUGGAAGAUUGGAAGCAAUUUAGUCAAGAAAUAAAUUCGAAAAAGAGACGGCGAAGCUCUACCAGCGAAUCAGAGUUUGAGAAGACCGAUAGUGACAGUAGAGAGAGUUCCAAUUUACCUGGAAAAAUAAUCGUUCUAUCAGGACCGUGCGGAAGCGGGAAAACUACCACUGUGUAUGCUCUAUGUAACGAACUAGGAUUCAAUGUCAUCGAACUCAAUGCAUCUAGCAAGAGAACAGGAAAACGACUACUACAAGAACUUCAAGAGGCCACGCAAUCCCACCAAGUGCGAAACAAAGAAUCGCAGUUGUUCCAAACAUUCUUCAAGUCAAACUCCCAGACAGAAAAAAAGUCAAACUCCCAGACAGAAAAGCCCGAAAACUCCUCGAAGAAAAUGUGCGUCCUUCUCAUAGAAGAUGUCGAUGUUGUUUUUGAGCAUGACGACGGCUUUAUCAGCGCUCUCUUACAGCUGUCGACUACAAGUAAGAGGCCUAUUAUAGCGACCACCACCGACUACACUUCUUUUAUUGUACAGAAGUUCUUAGGGAUAUACGAGUACAUUGAGUUCGUGCCUUUAUCUUCGUUCUUGCUGUCGACGUGGCUUCAGAUCGUGUUUUUGGUUGAAGGGUUGUACGUUUCACAAGACGAAAUAGGUAGUUUGUUGGAAUACUACAAGGGAGACGUCAGAAAAACGCUACUGCAGUUCCAAUUUUGGGUCCAAUCCGGAGGCCAACUACAACGAAAUCCUCCUCUGAUCAAGUUGGAGUAUAAAAAAACUCCUAGUGACGAACAGCUGGAUGAAGAUGAAAAAACUGGUGCUGCCGAUGAGGAGAAAUGUACAGAAGACGACGUUUUCGAACACAAACAAUGUUUGGAAAGUUUUGAGAUAUUAGAGCGGGACGAAUCGUUUAGAGUACCGUUUUAUUUGAACUUGGGACUGUUGUGGUGGAAUUUGCCGAGUAUUUUGAAUAUACCAGACGUUUCUGUACAAAGAAUUCACUAUGAACAAAACGACGAUCUUGCAAAAGAAGAAACAGGCAAGGAUUUAAAACAAAAAACUAUAAAACAAAUCGAAUCAAUUGGAAAAGUAUAUGAUGCGUUGUCUCACGUAGAUGUGACAUUUAGGAAAAAUAGUUUUUUCAGUCCCGAACCUUUAAAAAGGUUUAGUCUUGAUGUUAAAGACAGUUUAGAACUGUCAGAGACUCUAAAUAGUUAUAGUGACUUGGAGUUUGUACACGAACUAACGCAUUCUUUUGUAAAUGGAUGUAUCAGCCAUUGUGGAACCGUUAACCGCGAAAGUUGCGGACUGAACGUGACAAUGCCGGAUAAAAUCGAAAGAAGAUGGCGAACAAAAAUUGAUAAAUGCGAAGACGCCUUCAACGAAGCGUUACCAAUGACGACUGAUCGAAGGGCUGCAGCCCUAGACUACAUGCCCGCAUUGCGAAAUAUCACGAGGUCAGAGUCUGUGCGGGCUGCGAACAAUACAAAAAGAGGAAACCGUUUUAGGUAUUACUUAAGGGAUGUAGGGAUCAAAUAUAAUGACGGUAUAAUUAAAAGCGCAUGCGAAAUACUGAACAGUGUGGAAUAGCUUUUUUGCAUAUAUUUUUACAUAUAUAAUAGAAUUAUUUAUUAAGAAGCAAAUUGUGUAGGCAAUUGUGUAUAAAUAAAAAUCAUUUUUAUCAAUUUUUUA